Tachysurus vachellii is the source of this 2901-nucleotide messenger RNA. RefSeq lists its product as uncharacterized. Bases 299 to 1150 code for a protein of 283 amino acids. Gene Ontology annotation, molecular function: oxidoreductase activity. NCBI's taxonomy places the organism in Eukaryota, Metazoa, Chordata, Actinopteri, Siluriformes, Bagridae. The transcript is spliced from 6 exons. The record is from RefSeq and is a predicted model, not a curated record.
ACAGAGAGCAAAUUACGGAUGGACACUCUAGGUUUUAGACGUCUCCGGACUGUGAAACGCUGUAAUAGAAGAAACGUGAUUAAAUGCACGUAAGAGAGUUUAUUUAUGUGACGGACCGCUUGGUGCGCAUCUGUUUUUCAUCCGGGUUGGUGUAACUGUGUUAGACUAGCCACCGUUAGCUAGCUUACAGCCGUAGGUGUGUCACUCUACAGUAACGUUAGUUACCACGGAGCGCUUUUAGGUACAAAGUGCCAUUUAUGCGUCGUACCUGAGAAGUAGCUCCGUGACGAGGGAGAGAAUGGCGGCAGCGUUACUGUCUGAGACGGAGAUCCAACACCGCUCUAUGGCGGAAGAGGAUCCGAACGGGAACGAACACGGCGCGGCCGCACGCAGUAGCGCUCCCCGCUGGGGACCGCAGCACGCCGGAGCCCGCCAGCUCGCCCAGCUCUACUCCCCCGGUAAACGGCUACAGGAGUGGAUCUGUGUAAUCUUGUGCCUCUCGCUAUUCGCUGUUAACUUCUGCUUCCUCGUCCUCAACUUCUCCACAGUGCCCAUCUACAGAAUCAUCUUUGGCAUUGUGACAGGCAUUGUGACUGCAGACUUUGCCUCUGGAGUGGUACAUUGGGGAGCCGACACCUGGGGCUCAGUGGACAUCCCCAUCAUAGGGAAGGCAUUUAUCCGUCCAUUUCGGGAGCACCACAUCGACCCUACGGCCAUCACUCGGCACGAUUUCAUCGAGACUAAUGGAGAUAACUGCAUGAUCACCAUCCUGCCUCUCGCCCACAUGGUCUACAAGUUCCUGUCCUACACACCAGACGCCCUGGCCGAGUCCUACCCUUGGGACUGUUUUGUGUUUGCGCUUGCCGUCUUUGUGACGAUGACCAAUCAGAUCCAUAAGUGGUCGCACUCCUACUUCGGCCUGCCAAGAUGGGUCACUCUGCUGCAGGACUGCCACCUAGUGCUGCCCCGCAAGCACCACCGUAUUCACCAUGUGUCUCCUCAUGAGACCUACUACUGCAUUACCACAGGCUGGCUGAAUUACCCUCUGGACCGAAUAGGUUUCUGGAGAAGGAUGGAGUGGUUGGUGGAGAAGCUAACAGGACAGAAGCCACGCUGUGAUGACAUGGCCUGGGCCAAAAAGACAGAGUGAGAUGAUAACAAGACUGCAGCACCGUUCACUUCCACUGUCUCUCGCUCCUCUCCUCCUCCUCUGAGCUGAGUUGGGCCUCCUGGAGGGAGAAAAGCAGAAUAUAGGCCUUACCUCUGACCCCCUAAUCAAUCCUUAACCCCCUGUUUCUUUCCAACACUAGCACAAAGUUUCCGCUGCUGAGGCCUUGGCUUGUCUCUGAGGUCUGUAACACACACCGUCUCUGACUCUUCCACGUCUCCUCAGUCUGCUGGGUCUCAUUCCAGCUCCCUCCCACAGAGCAGGAAGAGAAAUUUGAAUUUAAGGCAUGCAUCUUGCAGCACAGCACUAAAGCGAUAGUAAUACAGAGUAAAGGCUGAUUAGUAAUAGUGAAUCAUUUAGUACUAAUUCUCCUACUGUCUGCUUGUCGUAGUGGCUUUCUCACAUCAGAAACCUUUGUCCUCUGGAGGUUGGGCUCUCCAAGGGCCAGGAAAUAGAUCUGUAUUUAUUGUUUGUGCUCGCCAUCGGUUUUGGGGUCAGUUUGUUUUUUUUUGUUGUUGUUUUUUUUGUUUUGUUUCAGCACAGUGUUCGUUCAGCUUUUCUUUAGAUGUUAAAUGUCCUCUGUAUUUGUCUGAAAAUGAUGUCUGUGUGUUGAAAUGUUGAAAUAGAAGAAAGCGAGUUUUGUCGUCUGUCAUGUGACCUGUGCUUUGGUGAAUGUUUUCCAUGUCCACAUGUACCACAGAGCAGAGUGCAGAUUUCAGGUUGCACGACAUGAGCACUUAAGUCCUCGAGAUAAGGGCGCCUGAUUAGUUUUUGGACUCUAGAGUCCAGCUUAUUUAAAAAAAAAAAAAAAUACUACUCACUCUUGCAAGUUUGCACUUGGUCUCAGUCAGUGAAUUCACAGUGGCGCUGCUGAGACGGAACCAGAACAGAGACCGAGCCGUUCACAUUGUCUGUAAUUCUGCUCACAUGAUCAUAACUGGUUCUUGAAUCCAUGAAGCAGAACGAGUGCAAGCUUCAUGUUGGUCGCUACCAGACUAACGCUAAAGAAUCCAACACUCCCGCCGUUUCCACUUAAUCUCUAUCCACCGCACACGUAGCAUUGUGCAGCUGCAGCGGACAGGAACUUCAACAUGUUUCCUCUGUACACAGAGAUGAUGUGCAACUCCUUAACGUUCUUGAUUCUUGUGAAGAAAUGUGUGAAAUUUGUGACUGCUUAAAGACAAACUGUUACAUUUUUACUCUAAAGUUGCUCUUAUCCAAUAACCAGUAAUAUUAAAAUCCUUUUUUCUUAAGUGUUGUGUGAGGAAACAGAGAUUAGACUGGAGUAUUACUUUUUUUUACCUCUUGUGGAUUACAACAAGGUAAAAAGAAAAAGGUCAAUUGAAAUAUAUUAGCAUGCUGUAUUUGGGAAAACACUCCUCAUGCCUCGAAUGAUAAAAGCUAUUCUGUAAAAAUGAAUUGGAGAUUUAAAAAAAGACACCCAGGUAUAUUUUUGCCUUCUUUCAAGUGCAGGUAGAAGGUUGAGAGUAAGAAAACAGCCAUAGUACAUCUGCUACACUCGUCUGUACGCUCAUCUUCCGUUACUCCAGCCGCACUAGAUGUGUUUGUUCUUUCUCUCUACGGCUUUAUAAUGUACGUAUUUUGUACUAAGCAAUCAGCCUUGUAUUUAUUCGUACUGUCCAUCUUGCAGCUAAUGCUUGCUGCUAGUCUGCCUUAAAUCAACGUUUUUAUUAGCUGUUUGAUUUAAUAAAGAUCUAGUAAGUUGCAUUUUA